UCACUCUGGCGUCCGUCUUUUUCUCCCUGGCCUCGUGAGCACGGGGUUAGGUUACGAAUCAGAACAGCUCGAUAAAAAUAUUCGAAGUGUCCAGGAACGCUUUCACGUCGCAAAAUUCAUUUCACGGGUAGCCCGUGAAACGCUUAUCGAUUCGCACGUCGAAUCAUUUUAGCCUGCCGCGAGACAAAAGAAUUUUAUACCCUGCCUCGACGUUCGCAAAUUCCUCGCAAGUUUUUGGAAAUGCUUCGUUACGACGCAAACUGUGUUCAGUGAGACAAUGAUCGGAGUGCUAGUGACAUUUUUCCAUCCAACGGUCAACCGAUUGUGGCACUGUGUGUUCUCCAGGUUCCUGGAAGUCGAUUUUAGCUAAAAGAAGAAUUAUUAUUUUCCAAGAAUUUAGUCGAAGUAAAUUCAACGUUUCCCGGAGUUUCCAUGUGAACGGAUGUCGCACGAAAGAAAGGCAAGUCUCUAAGGGAAGAUAGAGACAAAGGGAGGAGAGAGAGAGAGUGAGAGAGAGAUUGAGAGACUGGUGAGCCCAGGGUGCAAUGUCAUAUCACCGUGGGGGCCAGGCGGGCGCCGUAGCAGUCUCGUACAGCAGCAGCCCAAUGACACCGCAUUCUCCUAGCAGGCGAUGUUCCAGCGGUAGCAGCAGCACCAGUAGCUCCGCGAUCGGUAGCUCCACCAGCAAGCUGAACACCUACCGACCCACCGGCUCCUUUUACACGUCGUCCACCGGCUCCGGAUACCGUUCGAGCUACACAUCCGAGUACAGGCGAUCAUCUUACUGUCCGUCGAGCAGUUACUACUCGUUAACGUCGACGGGUUCGAGCAUCCGCAGGAACUACUUGUCGGACUACGGCCGGUCUCGUUACUCACCCGCAAGGUCAGUUUCAUCGUCGGCGUACAGCAACACGGGUACCAGCAGCGGUAGCAGCGGCAGCGCGGGUACAAAUGUGACAGCGAACGGCACUGGCGGCAGCGGUAGAUACGGUUUAUCCACGUCCUCGUCGUCCUCCAGCAUCUCGAUCACCGGAUCCUCGUCGAGGGAUAGAACAUCAGCGCAGGACACCUCCAGGCAGCUCGAGUCCUCGUCGCCCACCACAGCGGACAUAAUCAGCAGAUACUCGCCGUCCGGUUACAUACCGAACAUCCGACAAACCAGCAUCUCCUCUGGAGGUGUUAACAGCUCGUCGAGUCAUCAUCAUUGGAAGCAUCACGCGACCGGUUCCUCGUUGACCGAGUUGUUCGGCGGCGACGAACGCGAGAUAGUCGAACGGACCAGGGACCUUCGGCCCGAAUCCUCGCUCUCCUCGUCCUCCUCGUCAUCCUCCGCGGCUGCUGCUGCUGCUGCUGCUAGCGGUGUAGCACUCUGGUCCAGGUCGAAGAGAGGGGGGCCACUGGCCAGCAGCACGGUGCUAACCAGCGGGCAUGCUCGCGCGGAGAAUGCCGCCACGUCGCCUGGCGAGGUAACGAUCGACGAACGCGGCACCAUCCGCGACUUAGACGAGGACGCUAACGACGACGCCGACGAUGACGAGGACGACGACGACGAAGACGACGAGGACGAGAACGAGAACGAUGACAAUAACACCGACGACGAUCAGCACAACAACAACAGCAAUGGGCACAGUAGCAGCAGCGCCGAGGACGCAUGCGGCGGAUACGGGGUGAACAACAACGACCAAGACGAUAACGAUGACGACCAAGACGACGACAACAACCUGAACAACCGCCAUCACCACCAACAACGCGGCGUUCCUCAUCGAACCGACGAGGUCUCACCUAAGCGUAACCUCUUGUCGUCGUCUGUGCCCGGUGGUGUUGGCGGUGCCGGUUUGAUCGGUGUUCAGCUCGACGUGCUCACUAACCUUGCCACUAAUCCGAAUAACACGGAACUGCUGAUCAAUAACAAUGGCCAGGAGAAGCUUGGGCUGCGUGACAACGCCACCGCUGAGUCCGUCGAGAUCUUCGAGUUCGUCGAGGAGAAGAAGGAGGUAAAACGCGAGGUACAAGACGUGAUCGCGGAGCUCUUUGGGGGCGACGAGGAGCCGUGGAACGCAUUCUCCGCGUCGUACGAUAUUGAUCACACCAGGUUUGGCGGCGGUGCCACGCCGCCGCCUGUUGCGCAAAACGAUGUGGCCGGACGGCCAUCCGGUACCUAUGGGGACGACCCAUCCGUGCCUUCCACCUCGAGGAGAUCGGACGGUCAUUUCUCAGGGAACACGAACACUGCCAGUAAUCUGACCUCAUCUCCCACGGCGCCGUCCACGGCCCACCAGAGCCUCUAUCGCGGCGUGGCCGAUCAGUUUGACGGAAGCCCGACAAACAAGGCGGCACGUAAUCGGCUUCAAACGCAUCGCGACGAACGAUGUGGUCUAAACGGUUUGCGGAAUAUUGGAAACACAUGUUUCAUGAACAGUGUGAUCCAAUGCUUGAGCAACACGAGACCGUUGCUCGAAUAUCUGCUGAACGAGCAGUACUUGGCGGACAUCAACGUGACCACAUCCAGCAUGAAAGGUGCCCUGAUCAAGGCCUUCAGUCAGGUGAUACACGAAUUGUGGGAGGUGGGUGGUGAUCACGUGGUGAACACUACAGCGCUGAAGUCACAGAUACAAAGAUUCGCGCCGCGGUUCAUGGGCUACAGUCAACAGGACGCGCAAGAGUUUCUGAGAUAUCUGCUCGAAGGACUGCACGAGGACGUCAACAGAGUGACGGUGAAGCCGCCGCCGAUACACACCGAUAUCCCUGAUAUGUAUACGGACAGCCAGAAAGCUGUAGAGAGCUGGAAACGUUACCUGCGCAGCGAAGACAGUAUGGUAGUGGACGUGUUCGUAGGUCAAUUACGUUCGUCGCUGCAUUGCACUGCCUGCGACCAUGUAUCCGUAACGCUGGAUCCUUUCUGGGACCUGAGCCUACCGAUACCGGCCAGGAGUGGUACAAUCAAGUUGAGUCAGUGUCUGGAACAUUUCACCCGGGAAGAGGUCCUUGACGGUGACGAGAAGCCGACCUGUUCCAAGUGUCAGAUGAGGAGAAAGUGUACCAAAAGCUUCAGUAUACACAAAUUCCCGAAGAUCCUUGUUAUUCAUUUAAAACGUUUCUCCCCCAUGGAACGAUUCCGCGGCAAGCUUAACGUAACGGUGGACUUUCCAUUGACGGGAUUAGAUCUCAGUGCCUUCGCCGCCCCCAGGGUUUCGGGCUGCACCUACAAUUUGUAUGGUGUCGCCAAUCACUCGGGCACUACGUAUUCUGGUCACUACACCGCAUACUGCAAACAUCCGUAUUCGGGCGAAUGGCACGAGUACAACGACAGCCGGGUGUCCGUGGUUCCAGCGCGAUCAGUCGUCACCAGCGAAGCCUACGUACUGUUUUACGAACAGCAGCCACAUAGCUCUCACUUGUAACCUUACGCCAUUGCCUAGAGUUAAACGACCAUCUUGCCUCUCGAUACCUCAGUCCAGCAUAGUGUAAUGCAGGGGUGACGAACUUUUUCAAAGCCUGUAGCCACUCGCGUCCUUCUAAUCCAUCCGCCGGGUGGUUCUUCCAUUGGUAGGCUGACUGGUCACCUGUAUCUUAGCCAAUGAUUAGUGCAGAGUAAUGCAAACACGAGAUCACGAAACAUUUGGGAACGGGAUACUCUGUGAGGGUUAAUCUGCGUGACCUAGUAUACAGCUAUCAAAGCUGCAUGGGCUGUUAAGAAUCAAAUCCCAUUUGGCGAGGUUAAUCCGGUCGACAUGCGGCUUGACAGUUGACAACUGCUAGAAAGUAACGUAGAAAUAUGACAAACAUGGGGGAAGGGCGCCCCCUCAAUGAUUCAGCGGAACAGGAAUGAUAAAGGCAGGAGCCAUGUACGACUCAGGAGCCGCCAGUUCGUCACCCCUGGUCUAAUAAAUACUACUUUAUCGUGUGGUAUUGAAAAGCUACUAAACACUGAACACGACGACGAACCGGGUCAUUUUCCGUGUCGAGCAUAACACGCCGGGGAUUGCGUGUGUGUAUGGUGAGACUGGCGAUAAUCAUGCCCCCUCCCUCGAGCUGAUAUUUUUUUUUCUUUUCCUUCAGACUCCAGACUCUCCACCACGGCCCUAUCUAUUUUCACCUACGUAAAACAUUUCUUUUUUUAGAAGCAAAACAACCUGACGCUUUCGUGUGUAUGUUCGGGAGAGAUAGAGGGAUGCGGAAUGAACCCUUUUAGUGGGGUGUGUGUAGGGCACGUUGCGGUAACACCAACCCUUUUGUGAGCGUCGAACGGAUAAAAUUAUGUCGAUCCAGGAAUACACUCUCCUUACCGUCGCGCAUGUUCUAUUUUCAAUUUCAUUUAUCUUAUUUUGUUUUUGCUAUGGAAUAUACACACAAUUGUGAAUCGUGCGUUUUAAAGAGAUUUGCCAGACUCGAGAGAAUUAUAUAUAGGUACAUAUGUAUUUAUAUAUAUAUAUACAUAUAAAUAUAUACAUAUAUAUACAUAUAUAUUUAUAUGUAUGUAUGUUUAUAUAUAUAUAUAUAUGUAAGUACAUGUACUUUGGUAUUUGAAGAAGAAACAGAAGAAUAAUCAUGAGUUCGCCAAAGAUCACACGUAUGUACGGAGUAAUGCGCUUCGGAUGUCUAGUUACUUUUGAAUAGACGAUAUAGUAAUAACAUGUAUCCUCACUCUUCACCUGGCAAUCUACA
Molecule: messenger RNA, 4665 nt
Organism: Nomia melanderi (Alkali bee)
Lineage: Eukaryota; Metazoa; Arthropoda; Insecta; Hymenoptera; Halictidae
Product: Ubiquitin specific protease 2
Biological process (GO): protein deubiquitination
Molecular function (GO): cysteine-type deubiquitinase activity
Source: RefSeq, a predicted model, not a curated record